This is a messenger RNA of Hymenoscyphus albidus, 3779 nucleotides long. NCBI's taxonomy places the organism in Eukaryota, Fungi, Ascomycota, Leotiomycetes, Helotiales, Helotiaceae. The record is from the annotation of a GenBank genome assembly.
CGCAAGUGUAAGUGAACCCCUUCCUAUACCCUAUACCACUCCCUCCGACCCUCGCUACCCUCGCUACCCCCCCCUACCCGACGGCACCACUAGUGUCUGGUACGGGCAUCAUUGGGUCGACCUACUUCCUACUUCCUCCCUCCUACCACUGCACAAACUUUCCCUCGUCGACAUCCCUUCCUUACUCACCGUCGCAUGAUGGGCAAUCUGGGUCGACGUGGGUUCAGCCCCGCGUCCAUCCCUUUCGCAAAACCUUCACUGGCUCUUCCCUGCGCGAGUGUUUUGGAUGACACUGCACAUCUGAUGUUGGGGCGCUUUGGCAGACGUUGCACAUAAUUCUUCUAUUGCUAUCACUCGACAACUGCAAACGGCAGGCAAUGGCUGAACACAGACCCAACAUCCAUCAUCUCUAAAACCAACCCGCUCCCCAGUCCCCAAAAGUUUUUUUUUGUUUUUCGGAGUCCGCAAAAUUAACAAUCAUAAUGGCAGAUUCGGCCGCCGUUUCUUAUUACUCAACGCGUGGUACUCUUACUUACACCCCAACCCCUCCCCGCGCUCAAAAGGCCCAACUUGUUGGCCUGCCUUCGCCUCCUUGUCGCCCAAGACAACGCAGACCUCACUCCAUACAUAUAACCCGACUGCCGGCUGGUUACGUACCCCUCGAUCUGCGCCCACUGCCGCCCCCACCCAAACCCAAGAAACCUUCACGUAUAAGAGUAGAAUUAGGAAAGCUGGCUUCUUGCGAGAACGCAAAACGGGUGUUGGGAGCCGUUUUCUCUCCAUUCUCUACCACCUUUUCUUCGGCCUCCUCAUCGGCCUCCUCAACCUCCGCUGCAAGCUCGACAAGAUCCAAUAGUCCGGAGGUCGGCGGAUCAGUGAGGCCAUCAUUAUCAUCCGCCGAGGCAGAUCCCACGUCACUGUACGCUCGGAGGGUAACUUCAGCGGAGACCAGGGCGGAAACGCCAGUUGGAGAGACCAACGCAAUGCCGGCUCGACCUAGUUUAGAUAGCCGUGGCGCUAGAUGGAACAAUUCUAAUGCGGCACCAAUAAUGCCAGUAAAGAGUGCUGCGCUUGAGAAGCCUAUAUGCUCGGGGAAUGGUGUUGCAUGUUAUAUUCAGUUGGCUGAGCCUGUAAUAUUUCUUUCGGGGCUUGAUCAUGAUGGAACCACCAGAGAUUCUCCAUCCACUUCAACUGCCAUUCUUCGAGGAAAACUGCUCUUGAACGUUACCAAGAGUGCAAAGAUAAAGGCUGUCACUCUCAAAUUUACGGGCAAGGCUCGGACAGAAUGGCCAGAAGGUACGUUUUUCUCAUUGUUGAAGUUUCACAGGAAAGGAAGCUUAUAAUACUAUAGGAAUCCCUCCAGAAAAGACACAAAAUUUCGAAGAAAGCUCGCUCAGAUGCCAAGUGUUGCCAUUUUUUAACGCUCUCUACGAAGGAUCAGAAAACGGUUAUGGAACACACUGCAAUUACGCAUUCCGAGACAAGUCAGCAAACUCCUCAGUCACAAACUUGACCACUUUGUCAAAUACGCCCGACAUGCCAAACUCUCCACAUACAAGUGUCUUCUCCCUACCAGCACUUACAAGUAGAUCAAACAGGUCAAGUACUUUAACAUCGGCCAAGGAGUUGAAGAGACUGUCUUUGCAGAAUAACCAGUCGCGGAGUUUUCAGAAAGGUGAUUCACUGUUUGGACCCACACCACAACAGAAGGGCUACAAACUUUUCCAUCCUGGGGUAUACGAGUACAGCUUCGAGCUUCCAAUCGACAACAACAGCCCGGAAACGAUCAAGUUACCCUUGGCCUCGGUCGUCUGGAUGUUAGAGGCAGUUGUAGAACGAGCUGGCACCUUCAAAUCCGAUCUACAAGGAUUCAAGGAGAUUCCUGUGGUUCGUACUCCAUCUGAAGAUUCUCUGGAGCUAGUCGAACCAAUCUCUAUCAGCCGAAAAUGGGAGGAUCAACUGCAAUACGAAAUAAUGAUCUCGGGAAAGUCAUUUCCACUCGGGUCCAAGAUGCCCAUUGCAUUCAAACUUACGCCCCUGGCGAAGGUACAAGUUCACAAAAUUAAGAUUUACCUUACUGAAAAUAUCGAGUAUUUCACGAAUAACAGGAGGGUAACGAGGAAGGAUGCAUCCAGAAAACUGCUGCUACUCGAGAAAGUGGCAGGAAAGCCCGUGGACAGCAAACAAUUCGUCGGCUCAGAGGUCAACGUUCUGGCUGGCGGAGAGUUGAGUGCUGAGGAUCGAGCAAACGCACGGCAAAACGCCGAACGAAGGAGACAAUAUGAAGCCCAUCAGGUUGGCAUGGAGCCCGAACCCCUCCCAGAACCUUCGGAAAACCUACUUGGUGAUCUGAACCUUGGCCUGGAGCAAUUCUGGGGUCAGACGGAAAUGGAGAUGAAUGUGCAACUGCCUACUUGUGAGAUGAUGGAAAAAGAUAGGUCGAAGCGGCUUGUUCCGGAUUGCACAUGGAAAUGUGUAAGCGUCCACCACUGGAUUAAGGUAUGUGGCAAUCUUCUUGGUGGGGGAUGGAACAAGUACUAAUCGCUCCUCAGAUAAUUAUGCGUAUAUCACGUGUGGAUGCGGACGAUCCAACCGGCAAAAAGCGACGACACUUUGAGAUUUCUAUUGAUUCUCCAUUUACAAUUCUUAGUUGUCGAGCUACGCAAGCGAACUUGGCUCUCCCUGAAUAUUCUGGUCCACAUUCCGGUGUUCCAGAGCCUCUUCGGAUGUGUGGAUGUCCAAACGCAGCUCAAAGUGCCCAAACUCCUACGUCUUCAAGCGGCAGCAUUCCAACGUUAGCCAACUUGAACGGUGCCGAGCAACCAGAAUAUCCUGAACUUGCAAGACCACCACAGGCGCACCUUCCUACAGGUCUUAACGUACAACGACCGAUUCACAUGCUCCGAAACCCAAGUUAUAAUCCGCCAGCAUUCGAUGCUGAGGAGCCUCCACCGCCAAUUGCAACUCCUCCACCUCUUUACGACCAUGUCAUCGGGACACCCAGUCACGAUGGUCUGGCCGAUUAUUUUUCAAGACUAAGUCAGUAUGAUGAUGACCAGACAGAUGACGAGGACUCGAACCGAGCAUCUAGUCGGGGACGUGUGAAUGUAGCCAAUCCGAGAACGCCAGGUGGAAGAGUAGCAAGGUCAAUGGAGAUUGAUCGCGCGUUCAUCUUCAACCCGGGGACUUUGCCGCCCUUGACAACACCUGUGACGAUUGGGGCAACAAAUUGAUAGAAAGGGGGGAAUACAUAUUUUUGCAUCACUGGGUCGAUUUGGACCGAGAUGGACCCGCGAUUUGCGGAGUGACGUACAGUACAUAUUCAAGAUUGCAUGAUUCAACGCCUUGAGGUCUUUGGAGUUUCAGAUGGGGUUCAUGGAGAUAAUGAAAGAAGCCCAACGAACAGAAUAAGAGUUUGGGGGUGGAGGAGAUGUUUAUAAUUCCAGAGUGGGAAGGAGUUUGUUGUUUGGACAAUGGGGGUGGCGUCAGCAAUAUGCUUGGGAAUAUACAUAUGGGUUGGCUUCUUUGGGUACGUCGCCAUGGAUGAUGGGAUAGCGCUACGCCUUGUUUAUGCUUUUUCGGGAAAAGAAGGUUAUUCAUUACUGCCUAUCUUGGACAUUUCAAGUGGCCUUUGUUGCAUUGGUUAUGGGUUCGGUUACAGUUAUUGGUUGUAUAUACUAUUGGAGUCUGUUGGGUUGGGAUGGUGGGAUUGGAUGGCGGCAUGGGAUGCCUAGGUUGAGAUUAGACCUGAACAGAUGAAGUAAAAGAGAUAUCAACAG